GACUCAAAGGAGAUCUGAUAGCUGGAGUGAGGUUUCAACCUGCCUGUGGCUACUCCACCUUUUGGUAGAUCUUGCCAGGAAAAAAAAAAAAAAAGGAAAGAGGGCAGGCGGCUGGGUGAAGUCAUCCCUGGUGACACCUUCUCACAGGACUUCAGGGAAAAUGCUGGGCGACUGGGCAGCGCUCCUGCCCAGCUGCCUGUCACGGUGCUGGGAUUGAGAGGUGACCUCUUUAUUUUUAGAAGGGGGCUGUCAUAAUAGUCUGCUCCUCGGUUUCAUUCAAGGCGGGAGGCAGGCACUUUGGAAGUUUGUAAACACCAACUUUCUCAGUAGAGGAGGAACACUUUUCUCCAGAAAGGGAAGAAUUCCCCUGCUGGGGUUUCCCUCUUUUUAGAGUCGGCUCUGUGGACAAGACAGCCUUCUCUGGCUGUCUGAGUUGUGGCAAGCAGGUGCGGCUCAAAUUCUAACACUAAAAGGGCAGAAAUGCCUGCAGGCGACGGCUGUGGACCAGGCAGAAGCUGGGAAGUCAUCAAUUCCAAGCCAGAUGAAAGACCCAGACUGAGCCACUGCAUUGCAGAAUCAUGGGUGAAUUUCAGCAUAUUUCUUCAAGAAAUGUCUCUUUUUAAACAGCAGAGCCCUGGCAAGUUUUGCCUCCUGGUCUGCAGUGUGUGCACGUUUUUUACAAUCUUGGGAAGUUACAUUCCUGGGGUCAUACUCAGCUACCUACUGUUACUGUUUGCUUUUUUGUGUCCACUGUUUAAAUGUAAUGAUAUUGGACAAAAAAUAUACAGCAAAGUCAAGUCCAUUCUAUUAAAACUGGAUUUUGGAAUUGGAGAAUAUAUUAACCAGAAGAAGCGUGAGAGAUCUGAAGCAGAUAAAGAAAAAAGUCACAAGGAUGACAGUGAAUUAGACUUUUCAGCACUUUGUCCUAAGAUCAGCCUCACAGUUGCUGCCAAAGAGUUAUCUGUGUCAGACACAGAUGUGUCAGAAGUCUCUUGGACUGAUAAUGGGACCUUCAACCUUUCAGAGGGGUACACUCCACAGACAGACACUUCUGAUGAUCUUGACCGGCCCAGUGAGGAAGUUUUCUCUCGAGAUCUUUCAGAUUUUCCAUCUCUGGAAAACGGGACGGGAACAAACGAUGAAGAUGAAUUAAGUCUUGGCUUACCCACAGAGCUCAAAAGAAAGAAGCAACAGUUGGACAGUGCUCACAGACCAAGCAGAGACAGGCAGUCAGCAGCUGGCCUCUCACUUCCUCUCAAGAACGACCAAGCCCUUCACUUGAUGAGCAACCUAGCUGGGGAUGUCAUCACAGCUGCCAUGACAGCUGCCAUCAAAGACCAGCUAGAAGGGGCCCGGCAGGCACUGGCUCAGGCGGCACCCACUCCAGGAGAGGACACAGACACUGAGGAGGGGGAUGAUUUUGAACUACUUGACCAGGCAGAGCUAGAUCAAAUUGAGAGUGAGCUGGGACUAUCACAAGACCAAGGGGCAGAAGCCCAGCAAAGUAAGAAGCCCUCAGGCUUCUUUUCAAAUCUCCUUGGCGGCCAUUAACCGGGAAACAGCUUGCGGCAAAGCACAGAUAAACCACCCAAAAAUUUCAAACAAGCAGGGGGAAAAAAUGGAAAAAAAAUUGAAUUGUAAGCUUUAAUUACUUUAGAUUUUUUUUUUUUGUUUUCUUUUCCCUUCUAUAGUGAGUUGGAUAUGUAUCAGCUGAUAAUGAUAGACUGACAUUUCUGAUAGUUAUUUUUAUGUAAUAAGCAUGGAAAUGAACUUUAUAGUUACAUAUAUACAUAGUGUGGUGUCAUAAGUGCUUAGGGGCUGUUGGUAAACUGAAGAGA
Molecule: messenger RNA, 1838 nt
Organism: Arvicanthis niloticus (Nile rat)
Lineage: Eukaryota; Metazoa; Chordata; Mammalia; Rodentia; Muridae
Gene: Retreg1
Product: reticulophagy regulator 1
Biological process (GO): reticulophagy; negative regulation of neuron apoptotic process
Cellular component (GO): endoplasmic reticulum membrane
Source: RefSeq, a predicted model, not a curated record